Molecule: messenger RNA, 1070 nt
Organism: Drosophila innubila
Lineage: Eukaryota; Metazoa; Arthropoda; Insecta; Diptera; Drosophilidae
Gene: purple
Product: 6-pyruvoyl tetrahydrobiopterin synthase
Exons: 4
Coding region: 336-842 (168 amino acids)
Biological process (GO): tetrahydrobiopterin biosynthetic process
Cellular component (GO): mitochondrion
Molecular function (GO): 6-pyruvoyltetrahydropterin synthase activity
Source: RefSeq, a predicted model, not a curated record
UUGCUUUUUUACUAGACAAAAAAACAUUUUGCGUUUUAUAUAUUAAUACGCCAUUUUCAAAACAAUAAAUAAGUAAAAUUUGAUUUAAAAACGGCCAUCGAUAGAAAGACUGUGGGUGCAUUGCUUACCGAACGCACGCUUAUAAAUAAAACCGCUUUGAGUUUCUCGUUCUACUCUCCAGCAGCCUAUAUAAAUAAGCGCGUUCUGAGAGCAGGUUUUGCAUUUGAAACAAAACAGUGCUCGCGCACGUGCAACGCAAUUCAAUAAUCGCAAUUCGACAGUAAAUAUAACUAAGUUAAACUCGAAUUCAAGCAAUAGUCUUAGUCAGUCGCAGCAUGUCUCAACAACCUGUGGCAUUUUUGACGCGCCGAGAAACUUUCAGCGCUUGCCAUCGAUUGCACAGUCCCCAAUUGAGUGAUGCUGAGAACUUGGAAGUCUUUGGCAAAUGCAACAAUUUUAACGGACAUGGACACAAUUAUACGGUUGAGCUAACAGUACGUGGUCCCAUCGAUCAACGCACUGGCAUGGUGCUAAAUAUAACAGAGUUGAAGGAUGCCAUUGAGACGGUUAUCAUGAAGCGUCUGGAUCAUAAGAAUCUGGACAAGGAUGUUGAAUACUUUGCCAAGAUUCCGAGCACAACGGAGAAUCUAGCUGUUUAUAUUUGGGACAACAUACGUACACAUCUAAAAAAGCCGGAGCUAUUGUACGAGGUGAAAAUAUUCGAGACACCAAAGAAUAUUAUAACUUAUCGUGGACCUUAUCAAUUGAAUGGUCUUUACAAUUCAUUAAACAAACGCACUGCACGCGACUCAUGUACCAAUAUAUCAUCGGAUUCAGAUUAGAUGGAAUCCGGGAAAUUACUUACGAAUUUUGGACCAAUGCUCAGUGAAGCACAAUCAAAUAUGCGCUACUAAAAUACUUACACACUCUAAAACUGCACAUAGAGAAGACAUUUAGUUAUUAUCUAACGAGUUAUACGAUUUACAGAGUAUAUAUGCAUAGACUUUUUUACAUUCAAAUGAAUAUUGUGAGAAUUAUAAAGAAUAAAUAUAUUAUACCAACAAUAUGCA